Molecule: messenger RNA, 3265 nt
Organism: Styela clava
Lineage: Eukaryota; Metazoa; Chordata; Ascidiacea; Stolidobranchia; Styelidae
Source: RefSeq, a predicted model, not a curated record
CUGUUUGAGAGCGAGGUGUUGGUUUUAUUUACGCUGGGUUGCUAUCGGAAUUGUUGGACACUGGUUUUAUAUUACUGUAUUUGUAUUAAAUACUUGAUAUUAAUAAUUAUUUUAUCUGACUUCAAGCUUAACAGUGGAUAUUCAAAAUGUGAUUGGAGUGGAGUACCAAUUCCCUCUACAUUGGAAAGAGCAGUUGGAGCACCUGCUGAAUUUUAUGUUUCUAACAACAACACUUUGUACAAUUCUACUGUAUUUACAUGGAAGCUGACCACGUCUUCUCCUGUAACCACUGUGUUAGCAGAACUGAUGUAUUUCAGUGGUUCUCCUGGCACAUUUGUUCCAGUUAAGACUCCGGACCGCGGGGCAACUGUAAGUUCAAUUGCCACCUCUUCUACAUCAAGUUAUCACAAUUUGACAUUUACACCAAAUAUUCUGGAUAACGAGAGUAAUGUUACUCUUGAGCGAGAGGGCUGUUCAGCAGAAACUAAAACAUCCAGUCCUACCACAUUAGACUUGAGAUAUGGAGAUACAGAACACUUUGGAUCUAGCUUUGUUGCUGAUAAAAGUAAGGUUGAAUACAACACCACAGUUAUUUUUUCUUGUGACCCUGCCCAUUAUGAACCUGCAAGCUUUACCGCUGUGUUGCUAGCGGAUGCAACUUGGGAACCUUCUGAUGCGCCAGUUACCUGUACUCGGACAACAACAACAUCUAUGACCACCAUCAUAGCCACUACUGAAGCUACAGUGACUGAUACCACAACUGCUUUAAGCACCGCAGCUUCAAACACGCAAACUAGUACUGUACAGCAAUCAACAGAGAUAACACAAAGUAGUACUCAUGGAAAUGUGUCAAAUAACAAUGCAUCACUAUCGUUAGUUACAUCCUUGCCCACUGCUACUGAGACAAAUAGUAACACUACAGGUGAUGGGAGUGCCGAGCGUCAAGCAUGUGAUGUCAAUUUUUUUCGUAAUGCUGCACCUGUUAAUUUGAACGGCAUUUGUGUUGAUGGUUGUUCUGUAUAUUUUCGCUGUAAUGAUGUUUCGAUUGCACAAAAUAUAAAUUUCACUAGAUCUUGUGGGAGAAAUGGUGCAUGGAACAAUACAUCGUCUCCAUGUUUAGUUUUUUGUCCUGGCUUAAAAGAUGGAGAGCUUGCUGGUAUUGCUUUCGUUAUUAUCUACGCUAGUAUCACCUUGGUUUGGGUUUAUCUUGUAUUUGACCGAAACAAGAAUAUCAAGAUUGCAAUAAAGAAGACCGUCUUGCUGGGAGUUUGUAAAUUUAUCUGUUGGAUUAUUGGGAUUGGGUUAUUGUUUGGGGCCACUGAAGAUUGGUGUGAUCUCACUGGCGGAAAUAUUGCUGGAAUUGUAUUUGGAGUCAUUGCAGUGUUAUUGGGAAUUCUGUAUUGUUUCCUGAAUCAUAAACAAUUUUUUGACGAAACGCCAAUAUCUGCCGGGACCAGAGUCAGUCCAGCUCCCGUUCCUCAGAAUGGGGAAACUGCCCCCGAACAAAUGGAAAUGAAUCCAGAAGAUUCUCUUUAAAGCUCAUUAACUCUAUAUGAUGAUUCAAAUAUUGUGGUUUUACUCUCAUCCCAAUUUGGCCUGAAUAUAAAUUCUUUUAGCAAAUUAUGUAUAAAUUGUUAUUAAAGUUCAUUUUGUUAUCAAAGUUCAUUUUGUUAUUUAAUAGCAUGUCUAGUGUAACUAUUUCUAUCUUUUAUGUAUUUAAAAGACUGAGAUUUCCUUUUUUUUCUUCAAUGAUUUUAGCAUUCCUGUUUAAACUGUUUUCAUUUUUCAUAUUUCAAUUUUCGAAGAAGCAUUACGUGUUGUUUCCAUUUUAUUACAAAAUUUGCAGUAUAUCAUUGCUUAGCACCACUGAAUUUUAUAUGUUUUUCAAGUUUGGUCCAGUUAUAAAAUUUCAAAUGUGUAUUUACAUCAAACUGUAAUUUCUGUAGCAAAUCUUUCCCUGUAACAAACAAAUCAUACAUCUGCUAAACAUGUUCGAUUAUUAUUUGAAUUGGAUUGUAUUAUAUGAUUUAGUCGGCAAUAGCAUUGAUGUACCAGUUGGUUAUAAAUAUGUUUACAAUUCCCCGUGUAUUUUGGGUAAGCAGCUUUAUGAAUGGUCCAUUAAGUUUUAGUGCCUUUGAGAGUAAUAUAAAUAAAACCUUUGAUCGUUGUAUUCUACUGUUAGAAAAUUCAUGGUUUUGUUAUGGCCUUUUAACGUUGCGUGGCAACAAAAGCCAUCAUUAAAAUCGGUUUUUGACUUCCACUUCCAACACUUUCAAUAGUGUUUUAAUGAUUUACGAUGUUCAUUAUCUUAUGUACAUAUAUCGUCAGUUCUUAAUCUGCUCUUAUCAACCUUUCAAUAGGAAAAUUAAUCAUUAUCUUUCUCUUUGUACAUUCAAUAUAGACAAACAAUUUUCAUCCUUAUUAAGAAGCAUUAUAUAGCCAUAUUACUGUAAGUCAGUUCGCAAUUAUUAUGUAUAUCAACGAUGUCCGUAUAGCCAUCUCGUUAUUAUUAACCUUGCUGCAUUUUUGUAUUGUAUGUUACCGGUAAAAAAAUCCAGUCAUUGAUUUGAACCUAAUUAUGUACAAGUCGUAAUCCUCGCCCUUGGAAGAAGCAUUGAUGAAAUCUAUUAUACAGCCGUAUUAUUGCCUGUAUUCCAAUGAAUUUAGACCACUGUUUGUCAAUUUACAAUUAUUAUGUAUUGUAGGCUAUAGCAUGCUUAAUCAUUUCCAUAUAGCCAUCUCGUUAUUAUUAACCUUGCUGCUUUUUUGUAUUGAGUGUUGCUGAUAAAAAAAAAAAUUAGACCUUGAUUUGAACCCUAUUAUGCAUGAGGUAUUUGCCUCACUAUUGAAAGAUGAUUCAUUAUGAACUAUAAAUGCUGUAUUUACGUUUAAAAUUUAUGUAUUUUGUGCUGAAUUAUAUAUAUCAACUGCUGUUGCAUGAAUUAUAUAUAUACAUAUAAUUAUUUUGUUCUAUACAGUUACAUUAGCUAUCCCGGUGUUAACUUUACCGUUUAAAAAAGUAUUGUUUAUUGCAGAAAAAUAAAUUUAGCGCUUGAUUUGAACCUCACUGUACAAGCCAUACGCCCUUUAUAAGUUCCAGAUGUCAAACUUUCAUAAGUUCCGAUGUCAAAAUUAUCAAAGUUAUGUUUUGAGGUUUAUGUUUACUGCGUUUUGUAUUGAUCUUCUACUUUUAAAACAUUAUUAUGUGAUAUUAUUCGAAAUUUAAAAUAUUUGAAGGAUUGUUAAUAAAUGACAUAGAAGUGUA